AUGGAAAAAGUCCCUCGUUUACUAUCCAUUUUCCUGUUCAUAGCUUUGCUGUUUCAUGGGGGAAAGGUGUUAGCUUUCAAAACCCAAGAUGGAUCAGAGGAAUGGGGAUACGUUCAAGUUAGACCUAAAGCACACAUGUUUUGGUGGCUUUACAGAAGUCCCUAUAGAGUGGAAGAUCCCUCCAAGCCAUGGCCACUUGUUCUCUGGUUGCAAGGAGGACCUGGUGCUUCAGGAGUUGGGAUUGGAAAUUUUGAGGAGGUUGGGCCUUUGGACACAGACUUGAAGCCACGGAAUUCCACAUGGUUGAAAAAAGCAGAUCUCUUGUUUGUGGACAAUCCAGUUGGAACCGGGUACAGUUUUGUGGAGGACAAAAAACUCUUUGUCAAAACAGAUAAUGAAGCGGCCACCGACUUGACUACAUUGCUGAUUGAAUUGUUCAAUGGGAAUGAGAAACUGCAGAAGAGUCCUCUGUUCAUAGUGGCAGAGUCAUAUGGUGGCAAAUUUGCUGUCACUCUCGGGUUAUCUGCUCUGAAAGCUAUAGAAGAUGGGAAAUUGAAGCUUAGUCUUGGAGGUGUAGCAUUAGGAGACAGUUGGAUCUCCCCUGAAGAUUUUGUGUUCUCAUGGGGUCCUCUCCUUAAAGACCUCUCACGGCUUGACGAUGGUGGACUGCAAAAAUCAAACAGUAUAGCUGAGAGGAUCAAGCAGCAAAUUGAGGAUGGUAAAUUUGUUGAAGCCACCGACUCAUGGAGUGAACUUGAGUCUGUGAUUUCCGUCAGCAGCAACCAUGUGGACUUCUACAAUUUAUUGGAGGAUGCAGGAAGUGAUGAUGUUGUAACAUUGGAGUUGGGGUUAUACAAAAAAGUAUCAAUGAAGAGGUACUCCAGGUAUCUCAGUUCCUUGAGGUCAAGGUCAAUAUCUCCUGGUGGAGAUGAUGAUCUUGACAAGUUACUGAACGGAGUCAUAAAGAAAAAGUUAAAGAUCAUCCCUGAGAAUGUCACAUGGGGAGGGCAAUCUGGUGAUGUUUUCGAUAACCUUGCAGGUGAUUUUAUGAAACCAAGAAUUGAUGAGGUUGAUGACCUGCUGGCAAAAGGGGUCAAUGUGACAGUGUACAAUGGACAAAUUGAUCUGAUUUGUUCAACCAAAGGGACUGAUGCUUGGGUUCAUAAACUGAAGUGGGAAGGGCUUAAAAAUUUCUUGGCAAAAGAUAGAACACCCCUCUACUGUGGAAGUGACAAAUCAAAAACGAAAGGCUUUGUUAGAUCACAUAAAAAUCUAUACUUCUAUUGGAUCCUCAAAGCUGGCCAUUUUGUACCCACUGAUCAACCAUGUGUGGCUCUAGACAUGGUGGGUGCAAUUACACAGUCACCUGCCACUUGA
Molecule: messenger RNA, 1377 nt
Organism: Sphenostylis stenocarpa
Lineage: Eukaryota; Viridiplantae; Streptophyta; Magnoliopsida; Fabales; Fabaceae
Source: the annotation of a GenBank genome assembly